Molecule: messenger RNA, 869 nt
Organism: Poecilia latipinna (sailfin molly)
Lineage: Eukaryota; Metazoa; Chordata; Actinopteri; Cyprinodontiformes; Poeciliidae
Gene: nudt1
Product: nudix (nucleoside diphosphate linked moiety X)-type motif 1
Exons: 4
Coding region: 193-663 (156 amino acids)
Biological process (GO): DNA protection
Cellular component (GO): cytoplasm
Molecular function (GO): 8-oxo-7,8-dihydroguanosine triphosphate pyrophosphatase activity
Source: RefSeq, a predicted model, not a curated record
GUAACACUUACAAACAGACCCCACAACCAAACGAUGGGCCACAUGCGUUGAAUCUGAGUUUAGUCAGACCGAUCCUUUUGUAUACAAAUCUUGUUAUCAUGUGACGAUAUCUGCAUUCUCCACGCGGGAGUCUUUCGUGAGGUGGACUGUUUUCUUGAAUAAAAGAAAGUUCUUUCUUCCUCUCAGGUUAAGAUGUUGACCUCCAAGCUGCUCACUCUGGUCCUGGUGAUCCAGCCAGGUAGAGUGUUGCUGGGCAUGAAGAAGAGAGGCUUUGGUGCUGGCAAGUGGAACGGAUUUGGAGGCAAAGUUCAACCUGGAGAAACCAUCGAGGAAGCAGCUAGAAGGGAACUUCUGGAAGAAAGUGGCCUCACAGUGGACGUUCUGGACAAAAUUGGAAAUAUCAAAUUUGAAUUUGUUGGAGAAACAGAGAUUCUUGACGUCCACGUCUUCAGAGCUGACAGAUAUAAAGGUGAACCAACAGAAUCAGAGGAAAUGAGGCCUCAGUGGUUUGACUGUGACAAAAUCCCUUUCGGUCAGAUGUGGGCCGAUGAUGUCUUGUGGUUCCCUUUGUUGCUACAGAAGAAGAAAUUUGUGGGAUACUUCAAGUUCCAGGGUGAGGACGUGAUUCUCAGUCACAAACUGGAGGAGGUUCAGGAGCUUUGAUGUCAAACCUUGUAGUGUUUUAUGUGUGGGACCAUGAGGAGGAAAAUAAGGCGUUUAAAUUUUGACAAUUAUUACUGAAGGUAACUGAUGGUGUCCACUGUUCAUUUAGUGAAAGGAAUGAGAUGAUCAUUUUGAUAGGAAGAGGAAGCAUUUACUGUACACGCUUUUCAACUGUAACAAGUGGGAUUAAACAUUUUUUUCUGUAA